AUGGCCCACGUAUUGCAGAAGUGUGCCAAUGAGCUCGCCAUAUCGCUGAACGCGACGGGUGUGUACUACGCAAAAGGAAAGAUGCCUGACCGUGUAACCUCGUCGAUCGCGGGGACCUCCUCGGCGGAGAGCAUGGGCGGCAGCGCUGGCAAGGCCGCCAAGACCAACACUGUCAGUCCCGUGGAGGAGGGCCAAGCUGCAGUUGUGAAGUUCAGCUCUCACUGCGACAGCGUGGCUAGGGCAGCUGUGCACACCCCCUCGCCCCCAUCACCUCCAGAAAUGAACGCUACCGACCUGGACACCACUUCUCCCAGGUCGAGUGCGGCGGGCCCUGUGGGGCUCUUCUUCGACGUUGGCUUGCACGAAAUACCGAAUCCCCCGCGAGACUUCGAUGCGACCCCGUCGACACUCGUUGUGGAUGGGACACACUCCAGCGCGAAUGGGGCCGUGAUCGCGGUGCGGGAUUUCGUCUCGCACAUCCCGCCCUUCUUUGUUCCAGUGACGGAAGUGGUCACGAAUAUGCCCGGCUACACAGCGGAGCAUCUUGAGGUGUACCUCAAUGUCAAGUCGUUGGAGUUGGUAACCGUGGCCGGCGAGCGCUAUGUGCGUCUCUACGGUAGCUUCGGCGAUCUGUCACUGAGUGGGAGUGAGGUGUCGGAGAAGCUGUACGCGCGCUACCGCCCCGAUGUGGCUCUUGUAGAGGCGUUUGAGGCCGCCUUUGAAGGCAUCUACGACAAGUGGAUGCCGCUGCCGGAGCUGCUCCGCCGCGUUGGACCGGAUGUAACGGCACACCUGCCCUAUCAAGGGCCCGCUGCCAUCACGUACUUCGCCCAGAUGCAGCACCGCUUCGCUUUUGCCGUACGUGAGGUUCCCACAACGGACGGCGGGGCAGCGGGAGCGCCAUCGUCACCGCAGUUCACGACCGAGGCCGCAGUGCUGCUGCGGAAGCCCGGCUACUCUGGCCUCGAAGCUCACUCUACGCCCACGCCAAAGAGUUUCCAGGCACUGAUGAGCCUGGUGCCGGGUGACACGCAGGUCGACAUUGAUGUUGUCCGGUGUCAGCUCACCUCUGCCGUUCGCGCGGAACUGAGCCGCUACUAUGGCGGGCUGGACGGUUUCUUUGCCGCUCACAAACCAGUCUUCUUUGUUCCACCAGAGACGCCGACCGUGGUGAUGCGGAUGCGGUAUCGGCUGCGCACUCAACGCGCGAAACUGCCGCUGGAGGAACAGUUGCGCAUAGCCACAGAUGCCCGCGAUAAGGCACGCAUUCGUUCCCUGCGCCGCAAGAUCGCUUUCCGUGACGACCCGUCUCACCCGCUCCACGACCCAGAAAACCUGGCGAAGGAAGUGAGCAAACACCUUCCCCGCCGCGGCUUUGUGAACCUCAAGACGUUUCUCAAGCGCAACGUCCCGGAGGAGUUGUUGAUGUUCAUGCCCAAGCGCAUUCGAUGCUUCUUCAACAACUAUCCGCAGUACUUCACUCAGUUUGAGUACCAGAGCGCGGGUAAGUGGUGCCUCUGUCGACCCGAUCAACCUCUGCCGCGCGGGGUGAUUCGACAGAACUUCAGCGAUGGCGAUCUUCUCCGGCUCAUCGCCGAGUUCCUUCAACAGCGCGGCGCUCGUGCGGCGUCCACGGUCCACACAAACCUCCCCUUCGGCGCCCAGGAGGUGAUUCGGCGCAGGUACGGCGGUGUGUACUUCUUCGUGAUUCGAUACCCCCAGUACUUCAGCGUUGUGCUCAAAACGGAUAAGCAAAACGUGAAAAGCAGUGCUGUGGUGCAUCUCAUCCAGGUGCCUAGCCAAGAGGUGUCGGACGCCACCAUGGCGGCAAGUGCGGCUUCUCUGAACAACCCGAAUGCGCCAAGCCAUGACGAUGAUGGGCAUGAAAGUGGCGACGACGACGACGAUGAGGACCUCGACGACGGCUUGGAUUGA
Messenger RNA from Leishmania mexicana MHOM/GT/2001/U1103, 1935 nucleotides. RefSeq lists its product as hypothetical. Bases 1 to 1935 code for a protein of 644 amino acids. NCBI's taxonomy places the organism in Eukaryota, Euglenozoa, Kinetoplastea, Trypanosomatida, Trypanosomatidae. The transcript has a single exon. The record is from RefSeq and is a predicted model, not a curated record.